Volvox carteri f. nagariensis is the source of this 1938-nucleotide messenger RNA. RefSeq lists its product as uncharacterized. The coding region runs from base 1 to 1938 and encodes 645 amino acids. The transcript is spliced from 5 exons. NCBI's taxonomy places the organism in Eukaryota, Viridiplantae, Chlorophyta, Chlorophyceae, Chlamydomonadales, Volvocaceae. The record is from RefSeq and is a predicted model, not a curated record.
AUGGUACUGCCGAUACUCAUGCCCACGGCCACACAAGCGAUGGGCACGGUCAUGCUGGCAGCCACGAUGAGGGUCAUGGACAUGGUCAUGGUGGAGUACAGGGCGCUGUCCACCAAGUCCAGCAUCGUGCGGCUGAGAAGUCGGCGUUCAAAUUCCUCGAGGCAGUUGCAGAGCGUCUCACGAGUAAGCAGUAAGGUCUUAAGCUCCGCGGCAGAGAAGGCUGGAGAACGCAUUGGGGAACGCGCUGGAGAACGCCUAGUAGAGCGCUUGGCGGAACGCGCCGGUGAGCGCCUCACAGAGCGUGUUGGUGAACGAGUCCUCGAGCGCGCUGGAGAGCGCGUAGCGGAACGAGCUGGCGAGCGGCUGGCUGAGCGCAUGGGGGAGCGUGUUGCAGAGCGCAUGGGCGAGAGGAUUGCAGAACGUGCUGCGGAGCGGGCUGGCGAACGGCUCGCGGAACGGGCCGGUGAACGCCUGGCGGAGAGAGUUGGAGAGAGAAUGGCGGAACGGGCCGCAGAGCGGGCUGGUGAACGACUUGCAGAACGAGCUGGAGAGCGGCUAGCGGAGAGGGUGGCGGAGAGAGCUGGAGAACGUAUGGCAGAGCGGCUAGGCGAGCAGGCCCUGACGAAGAGUGGCACCCGCGUUGGCGCCCAUGCUGCGGAGGCUCUCGCUGGGCGCAUCUUGGAGCCCACGACAGCAGCCACGCGCGCCGCCGAGCACAGCGCCAGCGCGGCAGCGGCGCACGGCGCUGGUGCAGCUGUGGCACACGGCGCCGGCUCCCGCGGCGGAUUGUCGAUGCUGGACGCAGCCAUCCAGAAGCUGCUGGGCAGCCGUCUGGGUCGGCGGUUCCUGACCCCGCAGCUGCUGGCUCGUGUGGGCCGGGGAGCCAUGGUGGCGCUUCCCGCCAUUGGAGCGCUCUUCGUGGCGCACCUAGCGCAUCAGGACUACGAGCGCAUGGUUGAGGAACGCGCCAACGGCCACCUGGCGGCCUUCUUGGGCUUCUUGGUGGCCUUCACUUUUGAUGUGCUAGAUGUCCUGGCGCACAUCGUAGUGGUGGUGGGCCUGAUGCACCAGCACUUUCAGGUGGGUCUUCAUGUGCCCCACAGCGUCCUCCAUAAUGUAGAAGGCGCCGGCAUUGCCAUCGCCGUCAUCUCGACCGUCGCGGCGGCAGCCGCAGAGAUCAUGGCCAUGCGACGCGGCCUGGCCAUUGCCAAUGCUGCCGCUGCUGCCGCCGCGGCGGCGGCGGGUACCGCUGCGCCAGGUACCGUCAAUGGCGUUCCUCACGCUACUGCCACAGCCAAAGCUAGCGCGGCAUCAGAUGCGGCUGCGCCGCCAGUACCCCCAAACAUUGAUGCCAUCCGGCGUCAUGUUCACGCAAGCGCCGCGGCGGCGGAGGGCGCGGCUACGGCACCGUCCACUCCAGUGAAUGUGACCCAUGGGUAUGUUGGUACAGUUGCUGGAAAGAGCGGCUCGGCGUCGUCCGUAGCGGUCUUGGGUGUCUUAUCAGCCGGUUGGCACGAAAACGGACGGCAACAACCGCACCAGGCGCUUAACGGCGCGAACCCCGCUGCUGCCCUACAGCAAGUGGUUGCGGACGAGCGUACGGUUGCUGCCGCGAAGGCGGCGGAUGUCGAGUCGGACAUCCGGGCUUCGCCCGGUCGGCCUGACAUCGUAGCUGCGGCUGGCGACACGGCAAUGGAGGCCGCGGCUGCGGCAGUAGCGGCCGCGACUGCGGCGGAGUUGGCGGCGGACGUGAUGGCGUUGGGUGCCAGCGGCAGGGCGUCCACGGCUGCCAGUGCAGCCGAUUGCGUCAACCCCUCGGCUCGGGUCAUGUCCAGCACAUGGCACGGCGGCGCUGCUGACAAGUUGUUGACCGGUAAAAGGACCAGCGCCCGCCUCAGACGCAACAACGGCAAGGACAAUGACAACACCGAUUUGUGA